Anguilla rostrata (American eel) is the source of this 6172-nucleotide messenger RNA. It is a transcript of the gene gja3, whose product is annotated as gap junction protein, alpha 3. NCBI's taxonomy places the organism in Eukaryota, Metazoa, Chordata, Actinopteri, Anguilliformes, Anguillidae. Gene Ontology annotation, molecular function: gap junction channel activity. The transcript has 3 exons. The coding region runs from base 950 to 2296 and encodes 448 amino acids. Gene Ontology annotation, biological process: cell-cell signaling. Gene Ontology annotation, cellular component: connexin complex. The record is from RefSeq and is a predicted model, not a curated record.
GGGUCGACCGAAGGGGGGCGGUGCUGAAGGGAGGGACUCAUUUUCUCAGGGUAUCCUCCUCUUGAGUUUUUGAAAGUCAACCAGAAACUGCAUGUCACAUAUUUCUAUAGCCACCUAGUGUAAUAAAGAAAUGGAUGGAGACCUUAAUCCCCCAUCUUUCGUGGGUGCUGAGUUCCAUCAGAUUCCCAAAUAGGAAAGCCAACAAUUAAAACAAAUUUAUGUAAACAGUGCAUCAUGUUUGUUAGUGGUUCACCCCCUAACUUACGUGGGUAAUGGCACAUUACGAUUUUUAAAAAAUCAUUUAAGAAGACUACGUGCAUUGCUCCAAUGUAAAUAUGAAUGCAACUCGUACAAAGUGCAUGCACUUCUCUUGCUCGGGUGUUGAGUUUUGGAAGUUGACAGGGGCGUGGCGAGCGCGCGUGCAGGGCGAUGACUCUGGAUUCAGUCAUGCAUGGUCACACAAUGUGACAGUCGCUAUGGCUGGGAACGGGAGGCAGAUGCGCUUCGCGGAACAUCAUCUAGUUCAAUUCGCCUCUAAAAACUAGCUUUUUGAGCAAGGCUGGCCUCGAAUCCACGCGCGAAGAAGGGUGAGCUUGAAUAAAGUUGGCUGGCUGGCAGCUUCCAGGAGAGUUCGGUAAGCUGGCACAGCUACUGGGAGUUGGGAACAGGGGAGAGGGGAGGGCUGCUGCUACCUAGGACGCUCUGUAUGAUAUCCAGCGCACUCAAACUAUGACAUCGGUGGCAGCCGGAUAUUGCUUUCAGUAGCUAAGUUUGGCACCCCCUGGCCAAGGUAUGGUGAAGACUUGGUGCAUGUGAACAUCUUUAUUGGCGCGGUAGCCUACAUCCUGGACAGUGUACUAAAUAUAUAUUUGAGCCCUAGUCGAUGGAUUUAUUACCCACAAUACAACAUUUUAACUGUACUUUCUCCUCAGGAUAGAAAUCGUAAAGGAUGGGCGACUGGAGCUUUCUGGGGCGGCUGUUGGAGAAUGCGCAGGAACACUCGACGGUGAUCGGCAAGGUGUGGCUGACGGUCCUCUUCAUCUUCAGGAUCCUGGUGCUGGGGGCGGCGGCGGAGGAGGUGUGGGGCGACGAGCAGUCCGACUUCACCUGCAACACGCAGCAGCCCGGCUGCGAGAACGUCUGCUACGACGAGGCCUUCCCCAUCUCGCACAUCCGCUUCUGGGUGCUGCAGAUUAUCUUUGUGUCCACGCCCACCCUCAUCUACCUGGGCCACGUGCUGCACAUCGUCCGCAUGGAGGAGAAGCGCAAGGAGAAGGAGGAGGAGCUGCGCAAGGCCAGCAGGCUCCAGGAGGAGAAGGAGCUCCUCUUUAAGAACGGAGCGGGCGGAGGAGGGGACGCCGGCGGCGGGGGAGGCGGCGGUAAGAAGGAGAAGCCGCCGAUCAGGGACGAGCACGGGAAAAUCCGCAUCAGGGGGGCGCUGCUGCGCACCUACGUGUUCAACAUCAUUUUUAAGACCCUGUUUGAAGUGGGCUUCAUCUUAGGCCAGUACUUCCUGUACGGCUUUCAGCUGCGGCCGCUGUACAAGUGCGCGCGGUGGCCCUGCCCCAACACCGUAGACUGCUUCAUCUCCCGGCCCACAGAAAAGACCAUCUUCAUCAUAUUUAUGCUUGUGGUGGCUUGCGUGUCCCUUUUGCUGAAUUUGUUAGAGAUCUAUCACCUUGGAUGGAAGAAGGUCAAGCAGGGCAUGACCAACGAGUUUGCCCCCGGGCGCGGGUCGCCGCCCCGCACCGACGCUGAGCCGGAGUCCGCGACCCCCGCCCCGAGAACUGCCCCUCCAAACCUCAGCUACCCGCCGAACUACACGGACGUGACCGCGGGGGGCGCGUACCCCCUGCCGGCCGCCCCGGCGGCCGAGUUCAAGAUGGAUCCUCUGCAGGAGGACCUGCAGGAGGCGCCCUCCUCCUUCUACAUCAGCAACAACAACAACCACCGGCUGGCCUCCGAGCAGAACUGGGCCAACCAGGCUACCGAGCAGCAGACUCGGGAGAGGAAUCCAGGCUCCCCUUCCCCCUCCUCUUCCUCCUCCUCCUCGUCCUCAACCUCCAGCGUCCGAGAUGAGCUGCAGCAGCCGAAGGACGCCGCCUCCACCUCGAGCGGCGGGGGCUGGGGCGGAGGGAAGGGCCCGUUGGAAGAGGGUCACAUGACCACCAUGGUGGAGAUGCACGAGGCGCCCGCGGCGGUAACGGCGGUAACGGCGGUCACGGACGCCCGGCGGCUCAGCAGGGCCAGCAAGAGCAGCAGCGUCAGAGCCCGGCCCAACGACCUGGCGGUUUAGCCCCGCUCCCACCCCGCCGCCCCCCGUUUUUAUAUUCAGUCGCGUAAAACCGCAGAUGAAAAGCAGCAGCGAGGCAGGGCACUGGAAUUGGGGAGCUCUCCAUAUAAAUCUGUGAACAGCAAAGUGAACUGCAGUGCAAUCGGUGAGUUGUAGCUUAUCCUGGACAGGGUUGGUGUUCCUAAGCACAGGUUUACACAGACAUUGAUGUGACAGAAUGGGUGGGGGGGGGGGGGGGGUGCAGGGCGUGAAGGCUAGAGGGAGUACUACAACUGGCUGGGAUUUCAGCACUGUUUUUCAUGUGAGGGAAAUCUGGAGAUAUGCAAUUAUGUUUCUUAUUCUUACUGUUUGUAUUUAUUGUAAUGGCUUCAGGUUUUUGGACUGAUAAGCUUUGGUCGGACAUCCUAUGGUUGGUGUUUCUAUACAGUACUGUAUGUUGCAGUUAUUUCAGUUCAUGAAGUAAAUUUAGUGUAGCCUAUGAAGACCUAUGAAAAAUGGGAAAUAUUCAUUCUGCAGUUUAGCUGAGCAGACCUGGAAUGAACUAUGUUUCAAAGGAGGCACUAAAACAAGGCAUGCAUGCAGAAGAGCAGGAGGAGGCAGUUCUAAUGAAUGUUAUGAAGACCUUACAGUGACGCCUUUGCCGCUGGGCUGGGAGCAGUGGCUGUUAGGCAUUGGGCUCUCGGUGUUGUUGCUGUUGUUUGUCUUUCUCUUUUAAGAAAAAGCAAUGAUGCUGUCACUGCUGUUACAUCAGGGCAAAUUAUUUCAGUCUUGAAAGAGGAUCUUGUAUUCCAUUGUCAGUUAGAUCAGUUUGUUGAUACGUAUGUUGUCACACGCACACAAGCACUCACGCACACACACACACACACACACACACACAUAUACACACACAAGCUUGGAAAUGCACACCCCAAAUGAUGCUCAUGUUUGCAGUGUUUUACAGAAUUAAUGGUCCCACAAAAUAUGCAGCAGCAAUAAAAACAACAGACACCUAAAAGACACCUACAGUACAGACAUCUCAGUAGAGUGCAUCUUAAGCAAAAAGUUUUUGGGUGUUAUUGAAGUCUUUCAAUAAUGAUAUAAUUAGAAACUUGCCUUGUAUUAUUUUUAUUUAUUCCUGCCAAAGUAUACAAGUUAUUUCUCCUUAUAUAUAGUUAUCUACUUUUCAAUGUUGUGUUGUGAUUUUAAUCUUUGGGGUUUUUUCCUUACAUUCAGGAAAUGGAUCAGCUAACAGUUUGAGAAGACUACUUUUACUCAUUUUACCACUUGUUUUUUUGAAUGUAGGCGAAAUCUGUCAAUGUGAAACUACAACUCACUGAUUCACCAUCAGGUCUGCUAGCACGUUUCUUGGUUUUAUCCACUGUCAGCCAAUCACUAAGCUUGCCACAGGGUGGUUGACCAAUGGCAGGGCAUCUGAUAGAGUUGAGGGAGGGGUCAAUCUUCAUUGGUGAAAUAAAUCAUACAUAUCGAUAGAAACUUUUUUUGAAAAAAACUAAUUUAAACAGGGUUUUUAUUUUGGAGUGUAAAACACAGGGGAGAUAAAUUGAAAACUAUGCUGGACUGUGGGUGGAAAUCAAGAACUGACAUGUGCCACUGCACUGUCCUGCUGUUUAUCAUUUUUAUAUGCAGAAAAUUCAGAUUCUGUUUUGUGCCACAAAUCUGAACACUGCCUCAAAACUACAGGUGCCAUGAUUCCAGGACCCGCUGCUACUCUUCACUACUGCUUUUAAAAGGAAAAUAUUAUUUAGCCAAAGAGAGAGAAUCAGUUUCUUGUAGAUCUCUUUGAAAAUAAAGCACAUGCAAGUCCAAAGUGCUGAAAGAAAGUGCAGUAUGAGAUCAUCAGGCUGUAGGGUCAGUGGGAGUGAAUUAGAAACACAGAUUACUAGACUGAAGAUGGAGUCUCCUUUGACUAAUUACAGCCCAAUUGUUCAUCUGCCAGAGUAAACGUACUUUCAGUCACUCAUUGCUGUGACAGACCUGUGGCAAACCUUACAUGAAAAACAAUAUCCAAGCCAAAUAAAACUGUGAAAACCCCUGCCAAAAAACUCUGUUAGAUAAGAAUAUACCUUUACGUAUGUUCAUAUGUUUUGCAGAUUUCUUGGGAGGUGUAUUAUUUUUUAAUCAGAUUUAAUCAAAUUGUUUUGUGUUCAGGCAAGAAAGCAUACCACCAGAAUUGACAGUGAUGAUAUAGUUUUUGACAUAAGAUAACUGUCUAAUGCAAUCAUUCUAAUGCAAUUUUAAUCAUUGGAUCUUCAUGUAGAGAGUAAUUUGUGAACAGAAAAGUAAACACCCCCAUUAUAUGUGAUGCCUUAAAUAUUGGGUUUAUUUAUAAAAGUGCUAUUUUUUUAAAGGUAUUUGAGGUUAUGACAAGAUGAGAUUUGCAUAACUGUAGUCAGUAAGAAAUGACUGGUUGAUAUUUUUUGUAAUUGCAACUGAAUUUGGCAUCUGAUGGACAAGUGCUAUAACCAUAAAGUGUCCCACUUCUGAUGAGCUGUCCAACCCCACCUCUUCCCUGUUUUUUUUGUGUUUCAGUUUAUAUUUAUAGUAUUUUCUGACUUCCCAACUAUUACCAGCAAUUACUACUACUUCAAUGGACAAACAUUUGCACAGUUUUCCAUCUUGAAAAUGCAAUGCUUAAUUUGUAAGAUUCUAAAGUUCAGAGUUCAGAGACCUAAAUACAGUGUGCAAAAUCAAUGCACAUGAAAACUAUUAUAACAGUUCUUGAGCAAAAUUUUUAAAAUCAAUUUUCUGCUUCCGUCUUCAGGAUACCAAAAUAUUUUUUUUUACAAAGUAACGGUGCUAAAGUAUUUGUUAUCAUAUUUUUACAUAUUCUUUACAUUUUGACUAAAUGUAAUGUUGCACACAUUAAUAGUCAUAAAAGCUGAUGAACACAUUGAAAAAUAUACACCAAAGUCAUAUAUUCAAGAUUUUUAAAAAUCAUAAUCGACAGCAUGAACAGAUACUACUUCCAGAUACAUUCUGUCAGAUGGGAGGUUUUGCAAAUCUUGUUCAUGACCGUAAUACGUUCCCAAAAAUAAGAACAAUUUUUUUCCAGGUGUAUGUAUUCUUUUAUUUCCACUUGUUAAUGUAUUAAAAACACCAAAAAGUGUGUUAUCUUGUCAUUUUGGUUCUUAAAGUUUACAUUUUAGUAUAUAGAUGAAGAUUUGCACAUUUAGACAAAACGUUGUAUGAAGGUUAAACUGGUUUAGAAGAAAAAAACAGAAAUGGACAUCAGAUUCUGCCGAUGUUUCUGACACCUUAAAGGAAAAUGUCUUACUAGUAAACACAGCAGCUCUUCACAUUAAAGACAGUACUACAAAAAUGACAUCUAAUGUGAUUUUAAAAAUAUAACUUGUUGAAUAUGAUACCUUAAGUUGACUAUUUGUUGAGUUCAGGACUCUUAACUUUGUCUGAAACAACUGCAGAACGUUUGGAUAUUUGAAACGAAAAAUGGCCUGGAGAUUGUGAGUAAUUUCUGUGUGCUUUCCCAUUGCUUUUAAAAUCUUCUCAUAACACCUCUGUGAUGUUGUAGCAACGGUAUCGUGUCACUACAAUGUCACACGUUGAAAGAAUGUUAUGUGUUACCUUGGUAGUAAGACUUCCAACUGCAGCUUAAUAUUAAGCAAUUUUCUUGAACCCUGGGGCCAAUGUAGAAGCCCCCCCCCCCAAACACACUCCAAGCUCCCCCCCCCCUCAAAUGCACAUACACACAGCCGCUUAUAUGUUACUCCUGAAAGGAAAAGGAUGUUCUUUUGUGGACUUUUGGAAUUUCUCGGGCCAAUCAGGGUGUAGGAACCAUCUCCACAUACAGCCUGCUUCAGUGCUGUCUUAAGAGAAGUGCCUUCUGUAUAAAAAUUUUGUAAGAACAAGUUGAUGUAAAUG